AUGUCAAAUUUAGAGAGUGAAGGAAAAGAGAGGAAAAGGAUGCAAGACGAAGAACGGUUUGUGAAAGAAAGAAGAAUAGACGGAAGGGGCGGAGUAGCGAAGGAAGGGAUCGAUCAGCGCAAAAGAGUAGUGUAUGAGGAGGAGAGGCGAGGCAGGAUGCAGAUGCGCCUCUCGAAGGUGAAUUCGCUUUCCGCUGCUUCACAUUGCGCUCGGCUGCCUGAAGGACCGAUCACGGGUAAAAUUUUAUUCGAGAUGGACGAGACAUCCAGGAAAUGUCCAUUGGUGAUUUUUGGGAAUUACGAGCAUCGCCUCGUCUCGUGCAACAUUAAACGCGGAUGCAAAAUCUACCGGUUGAGCAUUAAUAGAUUUAUUUAUAUUUCCUCCAUCAACACUUGUUGCGAAGUCUUUGUUUUCGGUUAG
Thelazia callipaeda (thelaziosis nematode) is the source of this 420-nucleotide messenger RNA. Lineage: Eukaryota; Metazoa; Nematoda; Chromadorea; Rhabditida; Thelaziidae. The record is from the annotation of a GenBank genome assembly.